ACAAAUAUAAAGUGGAAUAAUAGAAACUUGAAAAACGUAUUUUGGUCUAAUUUUAUAAACUAUUCUCAACACAAGAAUUUGCCGGCAAAGGCCAGCAGACUAUGUUUUUCGGCAAUUUAUCGUAAACCAACUUUAUAAACUUGUUAGUACUGACUUGGUCUUGAAAUGAUCGUAAGUAAGAAGCGACUCUGUUUAAAAGCUUAUAUCCUGACUAUAAUUGGCCUUUUUGUAUAUCUUAUAAUUUCGAGCAUUCAUACUGAACCUUCUCCGAUUUUACCGUCCACAGAAGAGUUGGAUGCAAAAUCAGCAUCAGAACUUGAAGAUUUAUUUCAUGGAUUCAUGAGCCAAAUUCAGGUGCAGUGUAACAAAAUAGCCCGCGUUGGUUCUCAUGGAGACGGAGGAUGGAAUGUUUGUUUGGAUAAAGGAUAUUUUCCCAUGGUGCCUUGCUUGGUAUACUCAUUUGGAAUUGGUCUUGAGUCAAGUUUUGAUGUUGAAAUGCAGAAAAUCUUUAGCUGUGAAGUGCAUUCCUUUGAUCCAUUUGUAAAUAAAACAGGGAUUCCAAAUCUUUCUUUGAUGAAUUUCCAUUCUAUUGGAAUAAUGGAUAGAACGGAUGUUGUUAGUGACAGAGUGUUUAUGACACUCUCAGACAUUCGCAAAUAUUUAAAUCACACAGAGAACGUAUUUAUUUUGAAAAUGGACAUUGAGAUGGCAGAAUGGCGCUCCCUGACAAAGGCAAUCUCUGAUGGUGAACUGGAUCAUGUAAAACAGUUGUUAGUUGAGUUUCAUGUGCUAUAUUACACUGCAGAGUCUAAGUGGAAUGUUUUCCAUAAUGCUUUUAUUAUUAUUAAGAAAUUAAUGGAUCUUAACUUCCGAACAUUCUCAAUAACGAAGAACGAAGACUGCAAUUACGUCAGUCAUAAAAACAUUCUGUUGACCAGAUGUUACAACGUCCACAUGAUUAAAGUUAGUUAAAAUAUAUUGUCAGUUAUAUAUAUUUAUAUAUAUAUUCUCUUUUACUUGUUUCAGUCAUUUGACUGUGGCCAUG
Molecule: messenger RNA, 1045 nt
Organism: Octopus sinensis (East Asian common octopus)
Lineage: Eukaryota; Metazoa; Mollusca; Cephalopoda; Octopoda; Octopodidae
Product: methyltransferase-like protein 24
Exons: 7
Coding region: 166-972 (268 amino acids)
Source: RefSeq, a predicted model, not a curated record